AUGCCAGAAUUGCUAGAGCCUGAUCAGCCAGGCCAUGUACGUCUGCAUACCUGGCUAGGUCCCUCUGGCUCCCAGUCUCAAUCAAUGAGCGAGUCAAACGCUCAAAAGCCCAAACAACGCGCUCAAGCUUCUUCAGCCUCGAAAGACAACAAGUCGAAUCUCGUGCCAUGGAUCGUCCUCAAGACUCAGCUUAGAUUGAAGAACGGGUCGCAGCGGAAAUUAUUCGUCAAUCUUGUCAAGGAGCGAGAGCCGCGUCUCAGCAGGCACAUAAGCUUUUGGCUGACACUACCGCUUGAGGAGAUGGGCAAGACUGGCGGUGCAGUGCUCUAUAUGGAUAUUCUUCCUCCAGUGACAGUCUAUACUACCUUCCCUCGACACGAGGCGUAUCUUCACGAUAUCUUGCUCGAGAUGGCAUCCUCCUUCCUGGUUCGAAAUGGCAUCGGCAGUAUCAUAAAGGAUACUCUCACCCUACCCAAGCUCGAGCACAAGGGCCCUCUUCCGGCAGACUCGCUCUGGCAAUAUCUCGAGGACGGUCCUGCAGACAAUGGCAUUGAUGUAGCCAGCAGCGCUUCACAGCCGUCGAUCAUUAGAAGUGCUUCCCAACAGCCGUCCCGUGCACCACUGAUUCAAGAAGUGAAGACUACGACUACCACCACUAGAAGCACAAUGCAGAGUGGACUUGAAUCCCAUGGAGCUCAGAAAGUGUCUGAUUCCAAGUCGAAAGGUGAAGCACCUCGAACCGCGGCCCGCGAGGGAUUCGCUCAAACGCCGAGGCAAGAUGCUCAACCCUCAGCAGCCUCAAAGGACGAAAAGUCGAAUUUGGCACCUUGGAUCGUCAUGAAGACUCAGCUCAGGACCAAGAAUGGACUUCAGAGCAAGCUCUUUGUCAAUAUUGUCAUAGAGCGAGAGCCACGCCGCAGCAGGGAAGAAGCGCCUUGGCUGACACUGCUUCAGGAAGACAAGGAUAAGGCUGGCAAUGCCGUUUUUUACAUGGAUAUUCUCCCAUGCAUGCACCUCUAUGACCAUGUGUCCCGGGCCGAUCAUUUUAUGCACGAGGCGCUUCUGCAACUAGCAUCAUCCUUCUUGGAAGACAGAGGUAUCGGUAUGAUCGUCAGUGAGAGCUUCACGUUGCCCAAGAUGCUACACAAAGGUCCUCUUCCGGCAGACUCCCAAUGGCAUUCUGCUGCGAGUUCUGUGGACAGCAGCCGCGACAACAGUAUCAGCGGUGCAGCUCAACAGCAAACGCGUCCGCAAUUGAUUCAAGAAGUGGAGCGUACGCCUAUGCAGACUGCCAGUAAUAUUACACCGCACCACUCUCCUAGGACCCCUCAACCCAAGACAUCGACUCAUUCCCAGCCUCAACGCAACUUGGCCAGUGAGAAAGCUUCACAAUCGCCCAAGCAAGAUACGCAGGCUUCGGUAGCCUCGAAUAAUACAAAUUCGAACUUGCUGCCUUGGCUCGUCCUCCAGACUCAGCUGGAGACACUGGACGGCUCUCGGCACGAGCUUUUCGUCAAUAUCGUCACAGAGCGAGUGAUACGGCGUAGCAAGGAAGAGGUAUGGCUGACACUGCCUCAAGAGGAGAAGGACAAGGGAGGCAAGAAAGUGUUCUACAUGGACAUACUCCCUGGCGCGCCAGUCACUAGCGCUUUGUCUCCAAAAGAUAGCGAUCAGCAUGAGCAUUUCCUUGCGAUGGCAUGGAUCUGGUUGAGACGACGAGGCGUUGGGGAACUCAUGAGAGAGGUCCAAAAUUUGCCUAAUUUGCAGCACAAGGGGCCUCUACCGGCAGACUCACUGUGGCAAAACUUCAAUACGGUGAAUGGGAGCAGUAACGCCAAGGUCAGCAAGACUCCUCAGCCAUCUCCAGUCAGCAACGCAGCUCAACAGCAACCGCAUCCGACACCAACCGAAGAACCGAAGCCGAAGUCUACGUCCACGCCUGUCCAAAAAAUGAACCAAGAACCUGCACCGCUGUAUACACUUGAAGUAUUCGACCCCAAGGUAUUCGCUGCUCUACAGCCUUCUCAGUACACGUACAUGCUUAAAGUACCGUUGCCAAAGAUUGACACACGAGAUUAG
Molecule: messenger RNA, 2079 nt
Organism: Protomyces lactucae-debilis
Lineage: Eukaryota; Fungi; Ascomycota; Taphrinomycetes; Taphrinales; Protomycetaceae
Exons: 2
Coding region: 1-2079 (692 amino acids)
Source: RefSeq, a predicted model, not a curated record